AUGGGCGAUUCGUGGAAAGCUACUCCACAAACAUCUCACCAAGGCGGUAUUGUCCUCAGCGCUAUUGUCGUCACUUUUGAAAGUGUCAAGCUCGUCAAUAUGGCAAACCGGAGGCAAACAAGGAACCAGAUAAGGGGCCCGCACUCUGCCCUUACGGACUUUUUGGCUUCCAACAACAUCUCUGCUGCUCAAAUCCAUGACGACCAUCAACGUAGACUGAGAGAGGCGGAGCUCCAAGCGAAUGAGGAGCAGCAAGAAAAUGCUGAGCAAGGAAAUGCAGCCGACAACGACGAGUAUGAAGACAAUGUCGGAGAGAGUCCCGAGGAAAAGAAGAAGCGCAAGCGAAAGGAGGCAGCUACACUCGCGAAAAUCAAGCAGAGCAAGGAGUUUGCGCGUCGAAAGGCCCGCCGUAUUGGCGAACCUGAUGACGAUGAUGAUUUCAUUGCGCGGGAGAUGAUGGAGGAACGCUCCCGGCCUCUGCCUGGCCAGCUGGACAAUUGCGAGAUUUGCAGCAAGCGCUUCACAGUCACUCCUUACAGCAAAACGGGGCCGAAUGGCGGUCUUCUUUGCGCAAAAUGUGGCAAGGAGCUCGGUGACAAGGAGAAAAGGUCACAGCCUAAGAAAAGGGGACCGCGAACCGCGCGCCGGCAGAACCAAAGUGACCUUCUUGAUGGAAUCGCUCAGGAGGGCGCUCUCAGUCUGGUGGAAAUGUGUACAAAGUUGCGGAUAAUAUCAAUGAUAUUGACGAGUUUGGGGACUUGCCGUGGCAACUCCUGCGCCGGUUGA
This is a messenger RNA of Aspergillus calidoustus, 786 nucleotides long. The record is from the annotation of a GenBank genome assembly. Lineage: Eukaryota; Fungi; Ascomycota; Eurotiomycetes; Eurotiales; Aspergillaceae.